Messenger RNA from Paralichthys olivaceus (Japanese flounder), 2439 nucleotides. RefSeq names its product glutamine-dependent NAD(+) synthetase. Gene Ontology annotation, cellular component: cytoplasm. The record is from RefSeq and is a predicted model, not a curated record. Gene Ontology annotation, molecular function: NAD+ synthase (glutamine-hydrolyzing) activity; ATP binding; glutaminase activity. Gene Ontology annotation, biological process: NAD+ biosynthetic process. Lineage: Eukaryota; Metazoa; Chordata; Actinopteri; Pleuronectiformes; Paralichthyidae.
ACAACGCGCUCAGGUUGAAGCGCACAGAAGCAGCAGCAGCAGCAGAAGAAGACAGUGCAGCUGAGGGGCAGCAGACAGUCUCUGCUCAGGGUUCACUGGAGCACAGAACCACAGUACACUACUUCUUACUUACCCACCUUCUCUCAUACAUCGUGCAGACAUCGUGUCCCAGCGCUCAAUCUUUAUCUGCUCACCGACACGAACAUGGGACGAAAAGUGACUGUGGCUACUUGCUCGUUGAAUCAAUGGGCUCUGGACUUUGAAGGCAACUUGGAGAGAAUCCUGAAGAGUAUUGAGAUUGCGAAGAAUCGUGGAGCCAAAUACAGACUGGGCCCAGAGCUGGAGAUAUGUGGGUAUGGCUGUGCAGACCACUUCUAUGAGUCAGACACGUUGCUCCACAGCUUUCAGGUCCUUAGGAAACUUCUGGAGUCUCCCAUCACCCAGGACAUCAUCUGUGACGUGGGAAUGCCUGUAAUGCAUCAUAAUGUUCGCUACAACUGCAGGGUUCUGUUCCUCAACAGAAAGAUACUGCUGAUCAGACCUAAAAUACUGAUGGCCAACUACGGGAACUACAGAGAGAUGCGGUGGUUCUCACCUUGGAAUCAGUUAAGGAAAGUGGAGGAAUAUUUCCUGCCCAGAAUGAUCCAGGAGGUAACAGGGCAGGAUACAGUCCCAUUUGGUGAGUGUGUGCUCUCCACAAAGGACACCUGUAUUGGCACUGAAAUAUGUGCAGAGCUCUGGAACCCCAGAAGCCCCCAUAUUGGGAUGGGUCUAGAUGGUGUUGAGAUCUUCACUAAUUCCUCUGCUAGCCACCAUGAGCUCCGCAAAGCUGAUCAAAGAGUCACCCUGGUCAAGUCAGCCACCACCAAGAGUGGAGGUAUCUACCUGUAUGCCAACCAGAAGGGCUGUGAUGGAGACCGUGUCUACUAUGAUGGUUGUGCCAUGGUGGCCAUCAACGGAGACAUUGUGGCGCAGGGAGCCCAAUUCUCCCUUGACGAUGUGGAGGUGAUUAUAGCCACAGUUGACCUUGAGGAUGUGCGGAGCUACAGAGGAGAAAUAUGCCAGCCACACUUGGAAAGUGAACCCAAACCUUACCACAGGGUCAAAGUUGACUUCUCCUUAUCUACUGAUAAUGAUCUCUACCUCCCUACCCACCAACCAUUGACAUGGCCCUUUCAUACACCAGAAGAAGAGAUCAGUCUAGGGCCGGCCUGCUGGCUGUGGGACUACCUAAGGAGAAGUGGACAGGCUGGUUUCUUGUUGCCUUUGAGUGGAGGCGUCGAUAGCUCCUCCACUGCCUGUAUUGUCCACUCUAUGUGUGUGCUGGUGUGCCAGGCUGUGGAGGAUGGCAACAUCCAGGUACUGGAAGAUGUUCGCAGGGUGGUUGGGGAAGACUCCUACUGUCCCCAAAAUGCAAAGGAGCUAUGUGGUCGCAUCCUCACCACAUGUUACAUGGCCAGCAAGAACUCCUCUGAGGACACCAGCAACAGGGCCAAAGACCUGGCCAAUCAGAUUGGAAGCACACACAUGAAUAUUAACAUCGACAUGGCAGUGAAGGGCAUUCUGGGAAUCUUCUCCGCAGUCACUGGAAGGUGGCCUCAGUUUCGUGCCAAUGGAGGAAGCCACAGAGAAAACCUGGCUCUGCAGAACAUACAGGCUCGCGUCAGGAUGGUCCUGGCCUACCUCUUCGCCCAGCUGAGUCUAUGGGCCAGAGGUAUGCCAGGUGGAUUGCUGGUGCUGGGCUCAGCCAACGUAGAUGAGAGCCUGACAGGCUAUUUCACCAAGUAUGACUGCUCCAGUGCUGACAUCAACCCAAUAGGAGGCAUCAGCAAGACAGACCUGAAGAGCUUCCUGCUUUACUGUGUUGAGCAGUUCCAGCUCACUGCUUUGAGAGGAAUCCUUGCUGCUCCACCCACUGCUGAACUGGAGCCACUCACAGAUGGACAGGUGUCACAGACAGAUGAGGCAGACAUGGGGAUGACCUACUCCGAGUUAUCUGUGAUGGGGCGCCUGAGGAAGAUCUCCAAGUGCGGCCCGUUCAGCAUGUUCUGUAAACUCAUUCACAUGUGGAAGGACUCUCUCUCAACAAUGGAGGUAGCCCAGAAGGUGAAGCACUUCUUCAGGAUGUACUCAAUAAACCGCCACAAGAUGACCACGGCGACACCAUCUUACCACGCAGAGAGCUACAGUCCGGAUGACAACCGCUUUGACCUCCGACCUUUCCUCUAUAACACACGCUGGCCCUGGCAGUUCAAAUGCAUCGACAACCAGGUGUCUCAGAUGGCAGAAAAUACCCCAAAACAAUAACAGCCUGAGGUUUGGACUGACUAGUGAAAAUCCAUCAGAACUGGGAUGAAUCUGAAAAUCGAUUUGUUGGGAUUGUCUACAUUGUCUACAGCUUUUCUUCAAGUCAUGAUAAAAAAAUCUGUACAAUUGUGA